Messenger RNA from Trichobilharzia szidati, 973 nucleotides. The record is from the annotation of a GenBank genome assembly. Lineage: Eukaryota; Metazoa; Platyhelminthes; Trematoda; Strigeidida; Schistosomatidae.
GGGUAAAAAACUGCUUAUCUUCGCUUUUAUUUUACCUAUUCUGGUAAUUUACUUUCAAAGAAAAUUUUCACAAGAUGUGAAUGCAAAAACGUUUGAAACAUUUGUAAAGAUGGUAGCUCAGUUCAUUUUUAAACCUGAAGAAGCUUCACUAUCUAUGAAGUCAAUGAACACACAUGUUAAACAGCCCAACUGUCUUAAAUGGCCAUUAAAAGUAGAAGAUUUACAACAAUGCAAACAUUUAUGUUUAUUUGGAUAUGUAUUUGAUGUUUCCAAUGAUCAGAAAUUUAGUGGUAUGGAUGGAAUAUACACGAAUCUGACUGGUCAUUGUGAUAUGUACAAAUUUGUUGGUGAAACGAAACGUUAUGGUUUAGAUGGGUUGACAAUUGCUCAAAUCUCUGAUUUAUCACAACAAUUUCAAGAAGUUAUAAAUAAUUAUGCAUGCAUUGGUUAUGUUCCAGGAAUAUAUCUGGAUCCAAUGGGCGAACCAAUGGCCUACUUUCAAGAAAUUAUGCACACAUGGGAUGUGAUUGUUAAAGAAAAUGAGAAGAUUUUUUCCCUAUUUCCUAAAUGCGAACUAAGAAGUGUUGGAGAUCAGGUGUACGGAUAUUGUGAAGAUAAAAGAUCUAAUAAUCCCUUGGAGUUUACAACUCCAAAACAAUUAAAUCAUCCAAAUUUCUUGAAACCACCAUGUGUUUGUGUAACGCACAGAAGGAGUGAUAAUUUAGAAUCACUUUUCAACUUCCAAGAUUAUCAUGACUGUCAGUCGAAGAAUGAGUGUUUAUUGAAUCCAAUCUAGCAGUAUUGAGUGAUGUCCAGGCAGUUGAACACUUUGCCUUAAUUAUUUGUUUGUCUGCUUUUGUAGUAAUUGCCUAUUUUGUUUAGUGGAUAAACUUUUUAUACUUUUUGAUAUUCUGUGUGUGUUUGUGUGUGAUUGAAAUGCAAUUUUGUAAAUACAUGUGAAUAUUUUGCUAUA